AAAUGUGUCAUUACCAUAGGUCAUUACGGAGUAGAAGGGAAAAAAACUGGCGCAAUGCAUUAUGGGGCAGCAGAGUCUAAGCUAGGCUAAGUUAGCACAACAGCUAAUAUCUCAGACCGCUAGUUCGCCUUGCUUUGCUUGGAACUGGUUGUUUGGUAUUUGGAGACUGGAAGGUAAAGAUGGACAAAUACCGGAAAAGAAGCGUGGUGUGGAGCUAUUUUAAAGAUAUAGACGCCAGCUCGGUGCAGUGUCUGCUCUGUUCUCGUCAUUUACGCAGGAAGGAUCAUGGCUCCACUACCCCGAUGCUCAGACAUCUGCGCCUCAAACAUUCCGCUCAAAUCACUCUAGAUGCUGAAGGUGGAGGAGGCCAAAUGAGUCAGAGCGUGGAGUUAGACAGCGAUCAGACCUUCUCUGUGGUAGUGGAAUUGGAGAAAGAGGACUCUCACAUUAACCCCCAAACUCUGAAUGACUCUCAAGUCCACCCCGAUGUUGGCAGCAACCUGGAAGCGGCAGAAGAAGCUCCAGCUGAAAAGUUAGCCUACAGAGAAGCGAGUGUCAACUCUUCGUUGGGGAAUACACGCAGGCGCAGUUUGAUCUGGAGGCUUUUUGAACACUUGGAGAGUUUGAAAGCUGCUCGUUGCCGCAUAUGCAUGAAGAAGUUGCAUGAAAGUGGCGGCAUCAGCAACCUUCGUCGACACCUGAUGAAAAGACACCCGAAGGUGCUCUCGGAGCUGCUAGCGAGCAGCCAUCACCGUCCUGCUGCACUUUUAAAACAGCCGGACCUCUCUGAGACUCGUGGGGCUUUUUUGGAAACAGAGGAUGAAGAGGAACCAGUGAAAGUGAUUCUGGUGGAUGGUAAUUCUGAGAUUAUUGGGGAACUGACUCAAGCUGAAAAUCCAACCAUAAACGGCCCCCUGCAAACUUUGGGAGAAGAUUCAGCUCAGAAGACAACAAACACAGAGGCUUCAGAGGCAACUUGUGUGACGGGUGAAAUCUCAUGGGACAAUAAUCUGAAAUGGGUAACAGUUGCGACGCAGGAUGGCAGCUCUGACGUUACGACCCCAUCAAACGAAGCUGACUGCAGCCCUGCUACAAAUGGCCAGCUGGACACUGUGCAAGAAGGUUCAACGCAACAAACGACAAAUUCAGAUAAAAGUACGGACCAAGCAGUGAAAUCCACGCGCAGGCGGAGUUUGAUUUGGAAGCACUUUGUAAGACUGGAGAGUUUGGAGGCAGCUCAGUGUCGCAUUUGUUUGAAGAAGCUUCAGUGUUUUGAGAGCGGCUGCACUAGCAACCUGCACCGCCACAUGCUAAAGAGGCAUCCAAAGGUAUGCAUUAAGACCAAAUCCAGCCAGCAGCUGCACCCCUCGCAGCACUCGGAUGCUAACAACGAAACAAGUGUGGACUCAUCAGUGACGCGGCAUGAACAGACGUCAGAUGGAUUAAAAGUUGCAGUGGAAUCUGAAGUGGGAAGCAGAGUUUUUAUGCGAGAGAGGGAGUUGAUUGAAGCUCUAAGGAGAACGCAGAGGGAGGAGUCUCGGACUCUGGAGCAUCAGAGGGAGCUGCUGGAGAAGCUGCGAUCAGCCAGCGCUCGAGAGGCGUCGGCAGAUCGGGAGAAGAUCGAGGCGCUGCGGAAAGCACAGCAGGAGGAAGCCGAUGAGUUAAGAAGACAGCGUGAAGAGCUGGAGAAGGAAAAGGCAGAGCUUCAGAGGAAGUGGGAUGAGCUUAACCAGGAAAGAGUGGAGCUUUUGUUGCUCUCCAGAGACAAGAAAGACUCCUGAAGAAUGUGUUUUAUGAAGUCAUUCAUACUUAUUUUCAAUUUUUCUGAAAGUAUUUUGAAAAUAAUUAGAAUUUUACAGAAAAUCUGUCCACAUUUGAUUAAUUUUGUUAGAUACUACGUGGUUCUGUCAUCGGAUGUGAAAAAUGAGCUCUAUCGGGUUCUUUUUGCCAAAAUAAAAUUCUAUCCUGUCAGAAGCUUUACUACCAGUUUGGCCAUUUUUGUUGAAAUAAGCUUUUUUUUUCUUGCAAAAAUGUGUUUUAUUGAAGGGUAGCUUGUUCUCGUUACCCUGAAGAUAAACAAGGUCUAAAAUGUAAGUCAGUAAGAUUUGUCCACUGAGUAGAUAACCUAGAGAAGACGGAGGACAGAGACUUCUCUGGUUAGGUCUUCUAAUCCUGUUUACUGAAAUAUUGUUUUUGUAAAGGCUACUAUUAUUUCAGAGGUGAGUUGAGUGUUACAAACACUAAUAUGAGUAUUGGUGGGUGAAUAAAACCAAAAGGAAGUGGCAAUGAUCAGCAAUAAGAACAUCAAGACAAUUUUCUUCCUCAGGAAAAUUCCCUUUUAAUGUGUUUCCAAUAAAAAUGAGUUUCUCUGUGGAUUUAACUUCUCGCUGAGUUCUGAUCACAUCUUUUCUUGUAUUUUGAGGGGUUUUAUUCAUGCCAACAGCGAGGCCAAGGUGCUUUUGUGUUUUGUUCUUGAUUUUCUGAGUUGUAUGUUUUCAAAUAAACUCGUUGCUGUAAUGAGUCAAACUUCA
Molecule: messenger RNA, 2531 nt
Organism: Nothobranchius furzeri (turquoise killifish)
Lineage: Eukaryota; Metazoa; Chordata; Actinopteri; Cyprinodontiformes; Nothobranchiidae
Product: SAFB-like transcription modulator
Molecular function (GO): DNA binding
Source: RefSeq, a predicted model, not a curated record